This is a messenger RNA of Nicotiana tabacum (common tobacco), 1193 nucleotides long. Its product is annotated as germin-like protein subfamily 1 member 17. The record is from RefSeq and is a predicted model, not a curated record. Lineage: Eukaryota; Viridiplantae; Streptophyta; Magnoliopsida; Solanales; Solanaceae. Gene Ontology annotation, molecular function: manganese ion binding.
AAGCUGUUAAGUUAUAGGAGAACAAUGCUGACAAAUGACAACUAUCUAUAAAUAGGCUGAGAUUAAUUUACAGUGCACUUCAUCACUUGUGAUCUGUUAUAGAAUUCUCACAAGCAAAACGAAGUUUUAAUUCAAAAAAACUUAAGUUGUUUGGAUCCAAAAUGGAUUUUUGCCUCCUCACAAUUAUCUUAGUCACCGUUGGUUUCAUUUUUCCUUUUGGUUCUUCCUUUGAUCCUAGCCCUUUUCAGGACUUCUGUAUUGCAGUUAGUGACUCCAAGUCUGCAGUAUUCGUGAAUGGAAAAUUAUGCAAAGAUCCAAAACUCGCGACAGCAGAUGAUUUCUUUCUUCCAGGACUUAACAUUAGUGGAAAUCCAUUACCAGGAAUGGGAUCAGCUGUAAAUGUGGUAGAUGUAAAUAGACUUGGAGGACUUAACACUCUUGGCAUUUCUAUUCUUCGCGCAGAUUUUUCACCGUUUGGCCUUAUACCACCGCACACACACCCUCGUGGUACUGAGAUUAUUGUUGUUUUAGAAGGUACUCUUUAUGUUGGAUUUUUGGCUCCUGACACUGUUAAUCCAUUAAAAACUCGUUCUUUUACCAAAAUAUUGAAUCCAGGAGAUGUAUUUGUGUUUCCACAAGGACUUAUUCACUUUCAGUAUAAUGUUGGACAUGCUAAUGCAACUGUUUUUGGUGCUUUGAAUAGUCAGAAUCCUGGGCUUAUUGUGGUUGCUAGUGAACUCUUUGGAUCAAAUCCACCUCUUGUUGAAGAUGUUCUUUCCAAAGCCUUCCAAUUGGAUAAGAAAAUGGUGGAACAACUUCAAGGAUUAUUCUCCUAGAUCAAACAACGGACAGUCGAUGUACAAGUCAUCUUGCUUUCACGCAGGGUUCGAGAAAGGAUCGCACCCAAGAAAUAACAUUAAGAAAUAGCUGUGUUAGAAAAAUAAGUAGUACGUGCUAGUUUAUUAAAAAAGUGUGAGUUCAUUGGUUGUUUUAUGAUAUGUUUUAUUGUCAAUUUUGUGAUGUUUGAGAGACUUUAUACAGCUUUGUGUGGGUGAUAGAGAUAACUUAUAAAGGGAAGAAUAUAAUGGUCAGGUGAGAACUGGAAUAAUGUCCUUGAUGUUACUUUGAUACCAUCCUUUGUCCUUGGCAUUUGAACUUUGAAUAUUGAAAUCAUAGUUAAAUAUUACUCCCUC